GAGGUUGCUUUUCCCACGUUCCGCGUGAAGUCCUAAAGCACAGGAAGUGAGGAAUCAUAGACAGCCUGCCGGGAGUGGUAGUUUAUACUCGAGAGCUUUCUUUCUGUUUUCAGUGGAAAAGACUGCAACUCCCGGCUUCCUGCACACUGUACAUGUUCGCUGAUGCAUUGAACAGCCACAGACAGAGUUCUUUUGUUAGCAUUUUCACAUUCUGACUGCACAUCAACUGGAAGCAAUAUGACCGACGAGCAGGAGAUCAUGUGCAAAUUGGAAAGCAUUAAGGAAAUAAGAGCUAAGACGGUGCAAAUGGAAAAAAUUAAAACACGAUUAAAGGCAGAAUUUGAUGCCCUUGAGUCUGAAGAAAGGCACCUGAAAGAUUAUAAACACGAAAUGGAUCUUUUGCUCCAAGAGAAGAUGGCUCAUGUUGAAGAACUGCGACUGAUUCAUGCUGAUAUCAAUGUGAUGGAAAACACAAUAAAACAAUCUGAAAAUGAUUUAAAUAAGUUGCUUGAAUCUACAAGACGUUUGCAUGAAGAAUACAAGCCUCUUAAAGAACAUGUGGAUGCUUUAAGAAUGACUUUGGGUUUGCAAAGGUUACCAGAGUUAUGCGAGGAAGAAGAAAAGCUUUCUCUGGAUUACUUUGAGAAGCAGAAAGCAGAAUGGCAGACAGAACCUCAGGAACCACCUAUCCCAGAGUCACUUGCAGCAGCCGCUGCUGCUGCCCAGCAACUUCAGGUGGCCAGGAAACAGGAUGCUCGGCAAACGGCCACGUUCCGACAGCAACCACCUCCUAUGAAGGCUUGCUUGUCUUGUCAUCAACAAAUCCAUCGGAAUGCACCUAUCUGCCCUCUUUGUAAAGCAAAAAGCAGGUCUCGUAAUCCUAAAAAACCCAAGAGAAAGCAAGAUGAAUAAUAACUCCAUUGAAUGUGCACAAAUCAACUAAGGUUUAAAUGUGGCAAUGUUACUCAAGCGUAAAAUGGUGUUAUGUAGUUGUUUUAUAUUUUUAUUUGUUGUAAGCACAAAACUGUACUUUGCUUUUAGAAAAAUAAAUCCUUUGUGUGCUAAUAGCAACUUAUCCAAAUAAUUGUAUUUCAGGUAGAAUAGAAUUUGUCAAAUUGUUUAAAUAUGAAUGCUAACCAAUAUUUAAUGAACAGAAGGGAAAUUACUAAAAAUAGUGUAUGGAAUACUACUUGGAUUGAAAUGUUGACAUGGAUGUAUUGAGAUUGUAAAUGCCCAUUGAGCCAUACCAUGGUUGUAUAAUGUGCUGAACAGAAAGUCUUUACAAAAUUAAUCAAACUUAAAAGCUGUGCAUUAGUUACCACUUUAGAAGAGAAAGCAUUUGUUGCUUGGAGUAUAGCCUAGAAAUUAUACAGUGCCAUAUUAACAAAUUACUGCAUAACACUAUCGUAUGAAACUAAAUUGUUGAUGAUGGCUCAGUGAUAGAGCGUAUACUUCUAAGCCAGAGUUUGGGAGUCAAACCCCACUCCAGAGAUGAGCACAUUAUCUAGAGUGUUGGUGCUGUUGUCUUUUAAGUUAAGAAUUUAUGCUAAGGCUCUCUUCAGGUAGAUGGAAAUAAUUUAAUGACAUUGAUGGACAGGCAUCUCAACCAAUAUUUAUUCCUGAAUCAAUAUCAUGAAAAGUGGUAAUUAUCUGAUUGCUGCCUGUGGAACCUUGUUGUCUGCAAAUUGCAUUGCAUUUCAUACAUUGCAAUGGUGACUACACUUCAAAGAUAUUUCACUUUCUGUAAAGCACUGUGGGACAUCCUGAAGAUGUGAAAGGUGCUAUAUUUGGUGUCUAGAUUAUUUUAAUAUUUUACCAAAUUGGAUACUAGCCAGGAGAAAUUCAUAUAAGUACAUUACUUGAUUUUUUUAUAGUGUUGUGCACAGCAUAAUUUCAAGGCUGGUUAGAGUAGAAAAAAAAGAUUAACUGUUCAAAUAGUCCAACUAAGUGUGAGAAAUUAUUCCAAAGUUUCUAUGUGCCUUUUAUUAAUUUGCAGAGAAACACUGUUUAUCCACAUUUUAAGGUGUUUGUCCAAAUUCCGUUCUACAUCCUUACUUGUACAUAAUAUUCUGUGGUGUAAAAUAGCCUGGGUUCUUUUUCAUGAAAUGAAACAAGAUGAUUCAGUUAUAGUUAAAUAAUCAGGUUGUUGUUCUUAAAGUUGAUAGGUGUGCCUUCUCCACAUUUCUGUUUUAGAAUCUAUUUCCACAAGAUAGACACAAAUAGGAAUACAUUUGCUAAUUCUAGCUGAUUUAUCCAAAAAAAAUCUACAUUGCAUAUUCAAAUUUACUAAAAUUUUAAGAAUAUGUACCAUGUGGAUCUUACUCUAGUUCAUAGAACAUUCUCAAACCUCCACAAGCAAUAAAACAUCUGAGAUAGCAGCUGACAUAACACAGGCUAUUUCAUUUAGUACUCCAGGGUGAGUAGCAGUAGGAUUGGCAGAGCAAUCUGCCUUAACAACAUUAAUCCUAGCCAGAACAGUGGAUUUCCAUUGGUUCAAUUUUAGCAUCACGUCUUUCAAUCAACACUGACAACACAGCAUUAUCUUCAGUAGUGAAGAGGUGCAAAAUGACCCUUUUAAUACCUCAUCUAUAACCUGGAACUAUACAUAAUUGACCUACACAAUUUUCCAAAGGUUCUAUGCGAUCUUUAAUUGUUACUUGACUCCUUAUAUUACAAAAAAGUCCACUAUCACUACUACAUCCAUCCAUUGUUUCAUUUCCUAGCUUUUCUUCAGUUAAUCUGAAAGCGGAUUUUAUUCCUGGUUUCUCAGUAUUAUACACAUCCCUAUUAUCCUAAUAGAUAUUUUGUUCUUAUCUAGUAAAAUGCUUUCAACAUUAGCCAUUGAUGUAAUUUUACAGUGUGCCCUCCUUUUAAUCUGAGGGAACCAUAUGGCUUCCAUGUCCUCAUCUAUAGCUUUAAGAUACCUUGAUUUUCAUGUACUGCAGUAGUCUCUACCUGAUAAAGUGAGCCAGCAACCAUAUCGAGAUCUUUCUGCAUUUUCACUGAUUUUUACCUGUGUUUACAUAUGAUUUUAAGAAUGAAAUCCAUAAGAAACACCAUUAUGUGCUCACUGAAAAUUUUUACAUAAAGCAUUCUAUUCAUCCAUUUGGUACUUCCAUGGACAACUCAAAUUUGUCUAUCAAUUCUUUUGUUUAAAGAUCCAUGUCUUGUUAUCAUUUAAUCUGUGCUUAAAUACUCACUAAUUUAAUAAGAAAUUGUGAAUUUUAAGAGUUGUUCUAAAACUGGCAUUAGACUAAUUUUUAGUUAGAUUAAGCAUUUUCAUCUUUCCCUUCUUGAAGGGAAGUGAUACAUUGGCUAUCGUCCAGUUGUCUGGUACAAAUUACUUGCAUGGAUUCCUUAAUCUUAGGCCAAGCUACUGCUAUUUCCUCCCCAGUUUCCUUCAGUGGAUUGCAAGCCAUUCCAUCAAGAAGCUUGAUUUCAUAUAGCUCAGUGUACACCAAGCUGUGCAACUGUCAAUUGUCAGUACUGUCCCAAAAGAGAGCCCUUCGAUCACUCAUCCACAGUUUUGUGAAACCAGGUCCCACAGAGUACUGAACCAACCAACAUUACAGGCUGUAAGGCUAAUCAGCCAUUCCCAAUGCCCCUACUGCUUUCCUCACAGUGAUCUGUAUUAUAUCCAGUGUGCAAAUUUAUAAAUGAAUGCCUUGGAAUUCCUUUUACUACCAUAGUACUUAUGGAAGUGGAAUGUUUGAAAACAAAUAUAAAAUGCUAUCAUCUUUUUGUCUAGUCUUAGGGAAGGUCUAUAGAAUGAGAAAAGAAAUAAAUAAUAACAUUUAGGAUAAAAUGUCUUGUACAUGAGUGUUCAGUUUCUGCUUUAAAGAAGUGAGGGGUGAUAUGGUGUGUUUGAUCCUCAAAUCUGAUAGGACACUCAGGGAGUCUGUUGAUGUGAAGGCCUGACUGGACCUUAUUACUAAAAUCUCAAUUGGAUCUUAACCUGAAACCAGCCGGGUACCUGGUCAGUAGCUGAAGUGAUGAUUGUAGGUGGCAUUUAUAAGACAGAUAUCCAGGAAGCUUCUGUGACACUGCCACCAU
Messenger RNA from Chiloscyllium plagiosum (whitespotted bambooshark), 4053 nucleotides. It is a transcript of the gene zc4h2, whose product is annotated as zinc finger, C4H2 domain containing. Gene Ontology annotation, biological process: positive regulation of neuron differentiation. Lineage: Eukaryota; Metazoa; Chordata; Chondrichthyes; Orectolobiformes; Hemiscylliidae. Gene Ontology annotation, cellular component: nucleus. The record is from RefSeq and is a predicted model, not a curated record.